Melitaea cinxia (Glanville fritillary) is the source of this 6563-nucleotide messenger RNA. RefSeq lists its product as uncharacterized. The record is from RefSeq and is a predicted model, not a curated record. Gene Ontology annotation, biological process: regulation of DNA-templated transcription. Gene Ontology annotation, cellular component: chromatin; nucleus. The transcript is spliced from 13 exons. Bases 18 to 6452 code for a protein of 2144 amino acids. NCBI's taxonomy places the organism in Eukaryota, Metazoa, Arthropoda, Insecta, Lepidoptera, Nymphalidae. Gene Ontology annotation, molecular function: histone H3K36 methyltransferase activity; protein binding.
GAUUAUUUUGAUACAAAAUGGAGGAAUCUGACGACAAUGUGAGUUCUGAGGAUUUGAGAUAUGAUGAUAGCUCGUCUAUCAAAGUUAAACCAAGAAAACGUUCCCUAGUCGAACGUGAACUUGAAACAAAUUUAACUGCUCGAGUAACAUCACCUGUAACUAAUUCUGAUUCAACUAGCACGAGCCGUUACGGCAGAGCUCGUAGACUCAAAACUGACUCUGAAUUCUUAGAUACAGAGAAAGCAAUGAAAUCUAAAUCACCGAACCCUAAAGUUGAUAAGUCACCAAGUAAAAUACAGUCUCCAGCCUAUAAAAUGCAUGCAUCGAACUCUUCCAUUCGUAUUGAAACCCCAAAACGACCGGAACAUUCCUUGGAAAAUCAGAUCGAAAAUAUAUAUACGGAGAAUAUAUCGUUAAGUCGUUUCGGAUCUGAGGAAAAGAAGAAUAAAUCAUCAACAAAGAAAUAUCCUAAAGUGUACAUAAGGAAAGAUUUAAUACAAACUAAAGAUAAGGAUCCCGAUGACACAGUUGUGUUGAUAAAAAAUAUGUUCUCACCGAGUAAUAGUAGUAAAAAAUCAAAUAUUCAUUAUUCUUCAGAGAAAUACAGUUCGAAUACUAAAAAGCCAAACGGACACUUAAACUCAGUUGUAAAGACAUUAGAUUUUGAUGGUAAUAAGAAAAAGAAGGUUGUGGAGAGAAAAAGUUUGUCAAAAAGUGAGUUAUUUGAGAUGGAGGCUAAGUGUGAGUACCAAGUAGGAGACUUGGCGUGGGCAAGAAUGGGGACAUACCCAUUUUGGCCUUGCAUCAUCACUAGAGAUCCAUUGAGCGAAAUGUUUGUCAAGAAAAAGUUAUUUGGACGUAUAGAAAGAGAUGUGUUACAUGUUACCUUCUUCGGCGACAAUGGACGUCGCGGUUGGAUUGUGGACAGUAUGCUUAGAAAGUUUCUUGGCCAGCUCGAGUUUGAAGUGGCUCGGACUAAUUUUACACCUGAGGCUAAGAAGAAAGAUCCAAAACUGUAUGCAGCAUUCUUUGUGUCAGAGAAGAAAACGCCAUCAUGGCAAAUUUCAGUUGAAGAAGCUGAGACACUGCUAAAAGAACCCAAAAGACUUAGAAUUGAUAUCCUCAAUGACAUGCUAGAAAAGUCUAGACGAGAGAGAACAACUCCAAAACUUGAGAGAAGUAAGAAAAUUACCAGAACCAAUAGCGAUGUUUCUUUGAGUGAAAGUUUAUAUGACACACUGUUUUCUGAAGAUGAUUCUAAAGCCAACGACUCUGAGAGAUCAAGAAGCAAAAGUAGAAAUAGAUCCUUAAACGUAUCAGAGGUAGUAACUGCCUGUCUUGAUAAUAUGGCCGCAAAGACUGGCAUUACUAAAAUCCAGAGACAAUCGCACAUGGAUAGAUGGUUACAGAAAGCUAAAUCCAAAACUCCAGAGAAAUCUCACCUCAAGUCUAGUAAAAUAAGUAAUAGUUCCAAAACUAAAAAGAAGACACAUGAAGAAAGAAAGAAACUCCAUAAAAAAUCAAGCCUUGAAUCUCAGUGUGAAAAUAAGCUACAAUCACAUCAAAACGAACAUGAUUACAGUCAAAAGUAUUGUGAUAGUAGCAGUUCAAUAGUGUUAGAUGAUGUCGAAAUCGAGUAUAAAAAUCCUGAAAUAUUAACAGAUUUGGUUGAACCUGCUCCAGGUUUAGAUGUAAUUUCAAAUGUAGAAACACUAUGUGAUAAGGAAGUGUUUGAUAAAAAUGAAGACAAUAUAAUAUUGGCUGUUGUUAAUGAUGACAUUUUUGUACCUGAAGCACGUGGUAGUAAGUUUUAUGAUCAAAUCAAUGUUCAAUCAAUUGAAAAAAUGCAUGAAGAUCCUAAUUCCACUGAAGUUUCCACAGACUCAAAUAAGAUUGAAUCAUUUAUGGAUAAUGCUGAAAGUAUGGAAGUUGAUAAUGCUGCGACUGAGGACGAAGUUGUUGGAAAUUUAUUUGAAAAUGAAAAUGAUGACAACAUAAAAGAAAAGCGAGAAAAUAUUGAUGUGCCUUCAAAUGACUGUAAUCAGUCAUCUAAUAAUGUAUUAAAUGCAGAUGAUGUUGAAAAAAGUAUCGAAGUGAGUGAGCCCAAAGAUAUUGAAUCUAAUAAUAUGAAUGAAAUACUUAAUAAUGACUUAAUAAUUAAUGCCUUUUGUGUUCCUUCAAGUGACAACAAACCCAAUGAAGCUCAUACAAUUGAAGAAAGUAAUGUACAUAUAACUAAUUUACAAAUUGACAGUAACAAUGAAAAAGAUAAAAAAGAUAGUGAGAAUAGUAAUCGAAUGGAAAGUUUUAGAAGAAAAUCGAAAAGAUUAUCAGGAAAAGAUACUAAAAAUGUUAGUGAAAUGCCGAAAAAAAAUUUGAAAACAGUUAUCAAUAUAAGCUUAGAAAUAGAUAACGUUAUCACUGAUAAAAGAAUUAAUGAAAGUUGUGAUAACAAAGAUGGUGUAAAUAAUAAAGAAUGUGAUAAUGAAAUUUCUAGUUAUAAAGUUGAAAAAACUUUAGAAAGGGAAUUAAUUGAAACCAAACCAAAAAAUCAAGAAAACAACGUACAUAUCGUUGAUAAUGCUGUUUUAGAUGAAAAUAUUGUUUUAAAUAAAGUAAAUACUGAAGCAAUUGAAUCAAUUUCACCUAAAAUUUCUCCAAAACGGCUAUCGAAAUUUAAGUUAUCUCUUAAUAAGUCAGCCGAGAACGUUUACACAAGUCUUUCUGUAACAAUAGACCCACCUAAAAAAAUAUUUGAAGACUGUGAUUUAGUAGAAAAGUCUACUGGAAAGGAAGAUGUUGUGCAGAACAGUGAUUAUAAAGACUGUACAAUGAUUGAAAACAAUAUUAAUAGUACAUAUUCUUUUAGUAAUAGUUUACCGGUGGGAAUAGACGAUAAGAUAAUUCAAAAUGGUUUUAUGGAACACGAUCAUCACAAUUUGGAAAUUAAUAAUAUUGAAAAUCAAAAUCAUAGCAGUAAAGAACCAAAACCAGAUAUUUUCGAAAAAGAAGUAUUUGAAAUCAAUAAUGACAUAAAUACAGACAAUAAUAUGGAAACCAAAGAUAAUUGUGAUGUUCUAAUACAACAACAAGUAGAUAAUGAACCUGUUAUUUUAAAUAGUUAUAAUGAAAAUUAUAAAACUGGGAAUGAAGAAGAGAAGCAAAAUAUUGUUGAUAAAUGUCAGACCGGCUUGGUAAAUGAAAAUAUUCCUAACACAGACAUUUUUAACGCUGAGACUGAUUCAAUACACGAUGAUGAAGAAGAUUUUGAGCUACGAUUAUCCACAAGCAGUUCAAUAUCUACUACGAAUUCUGAUAACAUAUCAGAAAAGAAAGUGGAGGAUGUUUCAGAAAAAAAAGAAUCUGAGAAGAUGGAAAUAGACCCUGAUAGCAUAUCAAUAAAAUCAGGAGAUAGUGAAACUUCUAUAGGUAUAAAAAAGCGCAUAAAAGAUAAACAAGGAAAAAGCAAAAUGCUAGAAGAACCAGAAUUUUUAAAGUAUUUAGAACUGAGACAAGAUGCUGUUAUGGAUGAACAUCCUGAACUUUCUCAAGAGGAUAUAACUAACUAUCUGUACAAAACGUGGCUUUAUGAAGAGAAUUUAAAAACUGAUACAAAGAAAGCAGACGAUAUUGAUCACGCAAAUUUAGUAAAAGGCCUUAAUCAAGAUACUGCACCAGUGAAAAAAAUACGUAAAAAAAUUAAAGUAGAUAAAGAAAAAUAUAAAGAGCAGAAAUUAGAUACGGCGGAAAAUAUAGAAAAAGAAAAGUCCAAACGUAAAAUAAUUAGACCAUAUUAUAAAGAAGAUUUCUCGGAUUCAGAAGAAAAUGUAGAAUAUUAUGAAAUAUUUAAAAUGAAACAAAAACCUAAAUCAAAUGAAAAUUCAAUAGAAAGUAAUAAAAUUGAAAGUGUUCAAAAUGAAAUCGCAUCCACUGAAGUGCCAAUCGAAUAUGAAGAAGAGAUGGGACAAGAUGAGACUGAUCUAGUUGAAGAGUAUUUCAGACAGUUAACUGCCCCAAAACCUAAUUUAUUUAAAGGUUUAAUUAGAGAAAAAGUUUGCGAAAUCUGCGAAAGAAUUGGUAACCUCGUGAAAUGUAAGGGGUGCCACUCUAUGUUUCAUGUCGAUUGUGACAAGAAACAGCCUGAAAUUAUUGAAAUAUCAACACCUUCAAGAGGUAGAAAGAAAAAGAAGAAAACAAGAGGUAGGAAAGCGAAAGAAGACGCUAACGGAUUAGAUUCCGAAAGCCAGAGUGAUGACAAAUCUCAAGAUGCGAAUGUUUCAGAGGAAAUUCAAAAUACAUCAAUAGAUGGAGAAGAAUCUCAUAUAGUAGCAAACGCGGACGAAUUUGAAGCGAAACUGACUGAAAAAAUGAAAGAAUUGAUCGAAAAUCCAGACAAUUUAGAUUACGAUUCCCACUCCAACGAUGAACUUGACUGGAAUGACAUCGAUGUCGGGGAAUGUAAGAUCGUUGAUAUAAAGCUGCGUACGAAAUAUCGGGAAACGAGCUCCGAUUUCUCAGACUUCAAAUGCAGUAACUGUCAAAAGCACGAUAUCCCAAUAUGCUUCGUUUGUAAAUCAAAUAUAUCUCCGAAAGACAAAGCGGAGUAUAGACAGCGUUGUCAAGUGGCACACUGUCAGAAGUACUAUCACCUAGAAUGUUUGGACCAUUGGCCUCAAACGCAAUUCAAUUGGGGCGAACUUUCUAAAACGAAUAAAAAAAAUGAACAUUCUGAAUCAUUGUCGUGUCCCAGACACGUGUGCCAUACUUGCGUCUGCGACGAUCCUAGAGGUUGUAAAACUAGAUUUAGUGGAGACAAGUUGGCUAGAUGUGUCCGCUGUCCGGCCACUUACCACACAUUUACCAAAUGCCUUCCAGCGGGAACUCAGAUUUUGACUGGCUCGCAUAUAAUUUGUCCCAGGCAUUAUGAACAUAGGCCAGGUAAAGUACCAUGUCACGUGAAUACCGGUUGGUGUUUCAUAUGUGCCUUGGGUGGUUCGUUGAUUUGUUGCGAGUAUUGUCCUACUUCCUUUCACGCUGAGUGCCUUAAUAUCAAACCACCGGAAGGUGGUUAUAUGUGUGAAGACUGCGAAACUGGUCGAUUGCCGUUGUACGGUGAAAUGGUUUGGGUGAAAUUAGGACACUAUAGAUGGUGGCCGGGUAUAAUCCUACACCCAUCUGAGAUACCACAGAACAUUCUAGCGGUGAAACAUUCACCCGGUGAAUUCGUGGUUCGGUUCUUUGGUCAGUACGAUCACUAUUGGGUGAAUAGGGGACGCGUCUUUCCUUUCCAGGAAGGUGAUUCUGGUAAAGUAUCAAGUCAAAAAUCAAAAAUAGAUGCAGCUUUCACGAUGGCGAUGGAACACGCACAGCGAGCUUGCGAAAUAUUGAAAACGGCCUCGUCAAACGAUGAAGAAUCGAUAGACAUAGCGUCCUCUCUUCUACCACCGCACUAUGUAAAGUUAAAAGUGAACAAACCAUGUGGGUCUCUCUGUGGCAAGAAGAUUGAUCUCGAGGAGAGUUCCUUGACACAGUGUGAAUGUGACCCGAAUGACAUCGAACCAUGUGGACCAUACACACAGUGCCUUAACAGGAUGCUAUUAACAGAGUGUGGACCGACAUGUCGAGCGGGUGACCGUUGCAAUAACAGGGCAUUCGAGAAACGUCUCUACCCUAAACUCGUGCCCUACAGGACGCCGCAUAGGGGUUGGGGGUUGAAGACAUUGGUUGAUAUUAAAGCGGGGCAGUUCGUGAUCGAGUACGUGGGCGAGUUGUUGGACGAGACGGAGUUCCGGCGGCGCAUGCGCAGGAAGCACGACGUGCGCGACGAGAACUUCUAUUUCCUCACGCUGGACAAGGAGCGCAUGAUCGACGCCGGGCCUAAGGGAAACCUUGCCAGGUUCAUGAAUCAUUCCUGCGAACCGAAUUGCGAGACGCAGAAGUGGACCGUUUUAGGAGAUAUCCGCGUAGGUCUGUUCGCGAUCCAUGACAUACCUGCAAAUAGCGAACUAACGUUCAACUACAAUUUAGAAUCGGCGGGUAUCGAAAAGAAGCGAUGUAUGUGCGGCGCGAAACGGUGUUCAGGGUAUAUAGGAGCUAAACCGAAACAGGAUGAUCAACCAAAGAAAAUUAAACUACCCACAAAACGUACCUACAAAAAACGUAAAACAAUCGAAGAUUCGCCGUCGACAAGUCGAAACAAACAAAAAAACCGAGUGGGAAGACCUAACAAACCGAGAGAACUGACGGAAAUAGAAAAAGACCUUUUAAUUAUCAAAAGUGCCACCAAUGGCAUGUCUAGCGACUCUGAAUGUAGCGUUCGUUUGUGUAGCAUCGAUAGUUUUAAAGAUUCCAAAGCUUUGAAGAGAAAGUUAAUAAAUGUACCAGAAGAACUGUCUUCGCCGUCAACCAAACGGUACAAAAACGAAAAAUCUGAAGAUAAAUUGACAAUAUAAACUGUGUUUAUAGUUCCGUCUGUACGUUGAGAAUUAUGGAUUUUAUUUACCUGUAAAUAAUUAGUAAUCGCUUUACAUAUCAGCCGCUAUUAAUAAAAUAUGUAUUCGAAU